UGAUUGUCGUGCUUUGCAACACGGUUUUGUGCGUGACUAGAAACCGUGACAUGCGUGUCGUAUAGUAAAUUUUACAUUUUAAGUUUUACCUAUUAUUUUGAUGAUACGGUUUGAAUAGGACGUCUAAAAUGCACGUCGAAAAGAAAUCGGAAUUGCGAAGCCUUCUCAAAUCAGGUGACAAGCGGUGUAAAUUAGUAGAACCCCGAAAUGCAAAGAGUUGUGUUUGGCGUUUCUUCAACUUGGUGUCUUGUGAUGAUCGAAUAGAACCAUAUGCCUGCUGCAAAACCUGUGGCGAUCUUUUAUCAUAUAGUGGGAAAACUGGAACUGGCAGUUUGUUGCGCCAUAGAUGUUUACACACGACUAACGAAAAAACAUCUCGUAUCGCCAAGGCGAAGGUUGUGCGGGAACCACUGCGUAUCGCAAAACCAAAGGUCGAAGCGCAUUCAACUAUAUCUAUAUCGGGAGCACUGCCGCAAAAGUGGGAGGAGUACGAGCACAACGAGGAAAUUAGUGAGGACAUUAAGGACAUUAUAUAUAGUGAAGAUCCGCUCUGUUACAGUCCCAUACAAGUGGUUGAAGAUGAGAUGUUAGACACUGGCGAUAAAGUCACAAUGAUGACCAGCAGCCGGACAACUACUGCUCCUGUCGUUGCCACCGUGGUCUCAGCUCCCACAAGCGCGGCAAAAACAUUAAAGAACAAUUUGGAAACAUCCAUUGAACGUCUGACUACGGUGAGCGAGCAGUUGAGCUAUGUCAUUCAGCAGCAACAUGAGCAGCACACCAAGGAUGACGACUAUUAUUUUGCAUUAAGUCUUGUGCCCAUUAUGCGAGAAUUGUCCGUAAGCCGCAAGCUUUACGUGCGCUCGAAAAUUCAUGAAAUAUUGUACAAAGAGAGUGAGGAGACUUCACCUAAAACUGAAUAAUAUAUCAAGGGUAUGAUACGGAUAAGCUAAAUCUCUAAAUAUUUACCCUAUAAUUAAAAUUUAUGAAAGAAAUUAAAAUAUAUCUUAACAACAAUUAUUCAUGUAGGUUUAAAAGUAAACAUGUAUGUUUGUUUGCUUACGGACAAUUCGUAAUCUUUAGUUCGAGCAUUCUAUUAUUAAGCGCAUAUGUAUGUACAGUUACAUUUCUAUGUAUCAUAUAUACAUGUAUACAAAUAUUUAAUGCAAACCAUUUACAAACCGCUAAUAAAGUUACCUAAGACCUUCGCAAUAAAAUCCUUCAAAACUUAAAAGUUCUAA
Molecule: messenger RNA, 1241 nt
Organism: Drosophila innubila
Lineage: Eukaryota; Metazoa; Arthropoda; Insecta; Diptera; Drosophilidae
Gene: BEAF-32
Exons: 2
Coding region: 129-923 (264 amino acids)
Molecular function (GO): DNA binding
Source: RefSeq, a predicted model, not a curated record